CUUCUUGACACAUUUCCUUUUCAGUACAUCACAGCCAUAUACUGUAGAUCUUUCUCUCUCUCCUUGGCUUGCCAGUCCAGUUGCUUCAAACAUUAACUGUGUUUAGUAUACUAGUUUAACCAAUGCACUUGCUACAGGUAGAUCGACAAAAUAUAUAUAGGACAGAAGAAUGUCUUGUAAGUUAUAGCAUAUGCUGAAGUGAGAAUUAGUUUGUAUACCCCUCAUAAUGGAAACAGGAAAUGAUCAAUUACUCAUGCGACUUAGACCUGAAAUAUCAAUAGAUUAAGUUAUAGAGAAUAUGACACCAGAAAUCUGAACGAAUCCCUUUAGUCGAUUUUAUCUACCUCAAAUAAAAGUUUCCUCUUCAUUCAGAGGCGGGUUGUGAGGAACAGGGAGGUUUCCCGCGCUUUCUAAUGACGUCAUGCCCGGAAAGAGCUGCGCCAAAUACGGAUGCCGAUGGGAUCUUGAAAGUAGCAUUGUCAAUCAGGUGUUAUUUCAUGUGGUUCUUUGAGGUAUCACAGGUAUGUGAUAUGAAAUCCCUGUGAAGUUCACCACCAUCACCUCCUCCUAAGACAGUGAUAUGCCUCUGGAGGAGGGACCUGCACCCACUGCUGAAAAUGCAGAUAGGGAGGAAAGCAACAUGGCCAACAGGCCCAGCAGCCGGGAGGAGCAGCCUGUUGCUGGUCCCUCAAACCCUUCACAGCGACAGGGCUUCUGCAGCUAUUGUCAGGUCAUAUAUAACAGUGUAGAGCAGCACAUCCAGAGUGCCAGGCACAGAGAGGUGGUGGUACGACCAGCGAGGACAAACGUGCCCACUGGAAGUCUGCUGGAGAGAUUCCUGCAGGACGUGUUUCAUCACCAUCCUCAUGGUUACCACGACACACGCUCUACUCAUGCUGACUUACCAUGCCUGAGUACGUUACCGGUUCCAAGAGAAGAGUUAUCAGAUGUAUACUGUAGAUCAGAGGACGAUGGGCUGUCUGUUGGGACUAGAGAGGAAAUUCUCAGCUCUGACGAAGAACCCUGUCCGGUGAUGCAAGCUCAACCCAUUACCAUGUGUAGUAUCGGUCAAAAACAAGCAAGCCCUUCUGUAGUUAUGCCAUUGGGUACUGUCAUAGAAGAAAGUGCACAAACGGUUCCUAAAACUGAAAUAAUUAAAGGGGAACCCCAACUUCCUGAAAGGUAUUCCCCCACACAGGGGUACUUACACAGGACUAGUUGCGAGUCUGAUUUAAAGCAACAGACAUCAAAACUGUUGGCACAUUCACUAACUUCACAAAUCCAACACUCUGAGCAGCCUUGUAGCUCACGUCCUCCGGGAUCCCCACUGUUUCAGCACAAGAAAGCACACAGAAAAACUAAUAAGCAUAGAGAAGACCACGAUUCAAGCCCAGGCACGUAUACAUCCCCAGUCACAAAGUGCAUUACCUCAAAAGCCCAGCAUGGGCAGUCAGAGCUAGUUCAGACUGCAGUGCUACCACUCUGGAAGGGUCCACACAGGGAACAAACGUUAAGUGAUGAGUCAGACCAAAUACAUGAGGUAAUUGAAGAGGUUAUCGAGAGGCACUGCUACAGCCGCAUUCCUAAACCCAACCAGGAAGAAGAAAGUGUUUUCCACCUGAGCGUGAAAUCCACUGAGUCUAAAGACAGUGAGGAAUGGGAUAACACCUUCCAGACAGCUUUGCAAAAAAACACACCUGAAGAUAACCGUCUUGCACGCCUUACACAGGUACAUAUAAACCUUCAGGACCAAGGGUACAAAGCCCAGCUGGACACAGCUCUGAAUACUGUGUUCGAGACAGAGAAGAUUGAGUCUGGGGAAACUAAAGAAAACGAGGCUGAAGAGAUCAUUCCAGAUCUUCCUCACAUACCACCGUCUUUUGUGGGAAAGACAUGGGCACAAGUUAGGUAUGAGGAUGAUGUAAAAAUAGAUUGCCUGGUGAGAGAGUUCCGAGAGGGCCGUUUUCGCUGCUAUUUUGACAGCGAGUCAGUGGCUAAUUUUGAGAGGCACCACACGAAAGAUAAAAAGAGGAGGAAUCAAGAGGAAACGGUGGGUGAUUUUCAGUGUGAUGAUGUCUUACCUCUUAUUGAGCAUCACGAAGAGAGCUCAAAACACCUGCCUGUGUUUAGGAAGACUAGGCAUCGAAUAUACCGAAUGGCAUCACGCUGUCAAGUGGUGAAGGUGAGCCAUGGAACACAGACUGCACCCUUGAAGUACCCUAUAGUGCAGCGAAGAACAGUACCAGAAUCAGAUACCUUGCUUAGUAUCUGUGAGACGAAGAAGGAUCCGAGUCCUGAGAGGACACCAGACAUGAAAACAAGAAUGUGUGCACUCAAGCUUCCUGCAUCAUACUGUAAGAUUAUGACUCCUCUCCAGCCUAAAACUCUGGUUUACGUUCUUUCUUCCCCAGAUAGUGGACAGGUUUCCUUUAAGCCUACUCCAGUUAAAAGGGUUGGAAGAAAGCGGAAAUCAAGUGAUGAGGAAUGUACACUUAAAUACAAGUACAAAAAGACCCCUCUGAAAUAUUAUGACCCACUGACCAACAGAAUACUUAAGGCUCCACCUAGAGGGAUGCCCUCAACCCCUAGUACCAGAUCUCGCUCCCAUGUUAGACAGUUAUUCCGUAGUCUCAGUCCAGACAUUAACAAGGAACUCUAUGGUUCAGCACAGGGACGAUCACCUCGGGGCUCUAGAAAGGGUCGGGGUGAGGGUAGCAUGGCAGACCUUUGUGCUUCUACCUCUGGCUCUUGGCUGGAUAGUGGGGGCCCGUCUGAGCCUGGUUCUUCUGUUUCUAGCAGGAAGGCCUUGUUCAGCCGAUCCUCCAUCUCCAGCAGCAGUCGUUUCCAUCUGGACCAGAUAAGAUCCUCUGCAUCACACACAGGUAGCUCCUCGAGAGCGAACACAGACAGCUCUCUCAAGGGUCAAGGGACUAAAAUAAAAGUGGACCAUGAACAGGCACACAUAGACCAACCACCAAGACGUCGCAAACAGGGACAGAAAAUUCCAGAAAAACCUUUGACUCCUGCAAAGAAACCGUCCUCACCUCCAUACAGGACAAGACGGAAAUCAACCAAAGCUAAGGUAAAACCUAGGAAUGUUCUCCAGCGGAAGGCCAGUGCCAAUGUUGUUACAGGAUGUAGAACAUCCAUGCGGAAUAAAAGUUCCACCAGGGGUUCACCCAGAUCAUAAGCAUCUUCUACAUUGGAUGUCUUGGCUUGGUACUUAGCAGCCUAUCCUGUUGGGUUUAAUGCUAUCAAGCUUAAUGUAUAAUGGGCACUGCGUGGAAUAAAAAAAACAGCAUUUUGGCUUAACCUCUUUGUAUAUAGUUGAGCGAGAGAUGGGUAGGCAAUGAUCUGUUCUCUGUCAAUUGCUGUAUAAUUUUGCACAGCUGGAUUUUUUUUAGGUGGAAUUAAUUUUGUCUCUAUUUCUUGCUUUCUAGUUAAAUUAUAUGUUUUUAAAAAGAAUGGUUUGAGGGAAUAUUUUCUAAUUUUUUAAAUGAAGCGGUUAAAUAUUUAAUAAUGAUUGCACAUUAAAG
Molecule: messenger RNA, 3536 nt
Organism: Clarias gariepinus (North African catfish)
Lineage: Eukaryota; Metazoa; Chordata; Actinopteri; Siluriformes; Clariidae
Gene: zdbf2
Product: zinc finger, DBF-type containing 2
Exons: 7
Coding region: 581-3190 (869 amino acids)
Molecular function (GO): zinc ion binding; nucleic acid binding
Source: RefSeq, a predicted model, not a curated record